CUGGUUUGAUUGUAUUGGCUGGAUGAUGGUUUGCUUACUCGGAGCAGGACUGAGUUUGGAGCGGGUUCUGUGAAAUGUGUAACCAUGAUGUUGCCUGGGUAAUCAGCGGAGGACGUUAAGGAGACACAGACACUACAAACAGCUGAAGGCAAGUGAAGCAGGCAGGACAGCCACACCUCAUGCGUGGGCUCGGCAAAGGUCCGAGUGGAUACGGGUCUGACAAACAUGGGUGUGCUCCAGCUCCACAAUCCCACUCACCCCAGCACGCUUCUGCAGCGGGCCAAUCAGAUGCGUCUGACCGGCACCUUGUGUGAUGUCAUCAUCACGGUGGACGGCCAGGAGUUCCCGGCUCACCGCACCGUCCUGGCCUGCACCAGCAAAAUGUUCGAGAUCUUGUUCCACCGCAGCAGCUUACGCUACGCCCUGGACUUCCUGUCCCCCAAGACCUUCCAGCAGAUCCUGGAGUACGCCUACACCGCCUCGCUCCAGGCCACAGCCGAGGACCUGGAUGACCUGCUGUACGCCGCUGAGAUCCUGGAGAUAGAGUACCUGGAGGAGCAGUGCCUGAAGGUGCUGGAGACCAUCCAGGCGGAGGAGACGGAGGAAGUGGCGGCGAGGACCCACAGCUCCGGAGACCACAGCGACCACAGCCGGGCCAGGCACUGGAGGCACAUGUUGAUGUCCAAGAAGCAUUCCAUACAGGAUGGACCCAACCGCAUCACUCCCACCGCUCUGCACCACCUGGCGCUGUACCACAUGAGGGAAGGGAGCUCUCCUGGCCUAGAGCCCAACGCGCCUCCUGAAUUGUGCCCCAAGCUGGACGCGGAUGUCGACAUGGAGAGUUCCCAGCAGCCUCAGCGCCGCAGCGCAGAGUUAUCCCAAGCGGCAUCCCUGGAUCCUGGCAGAAGUAUAAAAUCCGAGAGCAUGCAGGUGGACGAUGCCAACGGCUGCGAGGGCAGGUCCUCCAGCACUGGGGGGGGGAGCUGCGUGUCCGACCAGCCCAGAGACGAGGGCCCAGGGACGCCCCUGAGGGGCAGCGUGAUCACCAGCGCUCGAGAGCUGCACUCAAGCCCUGAAGACGGAGGACAAGUGGUUGGUAACACUCUGGACAGUUUCCCCGGGAUCUCUGAGAAACAUCUGGCCUCCAUAUACUCUGUGCCCUCCAGCCACCCAGGGGAGGGGAUGCUGCCAGUGUCCGUUUCGGUGGCCCCGUCCCUUGGCGUGCCACUGGAUCCGAGGGCCUACAGCGGCCUCCUGCACCAAGGCUUGCUGCACAGGGAGCUCCUCAGCAGGCUGGGCCAGUUUGCAGCAGGGAUGAGGCACGAGGGCCAGACUCAUGGCCAGCAGUGUUGUGGGGAGUGUGGGCUUCAGCUGCACAGCAGGCAGGCCAUGGAGCAGCACAGGAGGCUGCAUAACGAAGAGAAAGGCCACGGCUGUGAAUACUGUGGCAAACACUUCCAGGACAGCAUGCGGCUAAGGAUGCACAUGCUGUCUCACACAGCUCCUGCAGAGGCGCUGGUGUGUGAUCAGUGUGGAGCAACAUUUUCCUCAGAGGAUGCUCUGGAAGCCCACAGGCAAACACACACAGGGACUGACAUGGCGGUGUUCUGUCUGCUGUGUGCAAAGCGCUUCCAGACCCAGAAGGCCCUGCAGCAGCACAUGGAGGUCCACGCAGGCAUGCACAGCUACAUCUGUAGCCACUGUGAGCGCCCCUUCCCCAGCCACACUACCCUCAAAAGACACUUGCGCUCGCACACGGGCGAUCACCCGUUUGAGUGUGAAUUCUGCGGGAGCUGUUUCAGAGACGACGGCACGCUGAGGGGCCAUAAACGCAUCCACACAGGAGAGAAGCCUUAUGAGUGCAACGGCUGUGGGAAGAGGUUCAGCCUCAAACACCAGCUAGAAACACACUACCGUGUACAUACAGGUGAGAAGCCAUUCGAGUGUAAGCUGUGUCACCAACGGUCCAGAGACUACUCGGCUAUGAUCAAGCACCUGCGCACUCACAACGGAGCGUCUCCGUACCAGUGCACCAUCUGCCAGGACUUCUGCCCGAGCCUGGCCGCCAUGCAGAAGCACAUGAAGGGCCACAAACCGGAGGACGUGCCGGCCGACUGGAGGAUAGAAAAGACUUACCUGUAUGUCUGUUACGUCUGAGCAGGACUUGGACCGCACGCACACACACGCUGUUACUGUUGGGUGAAAACCUCGUAACUCCAGUGUUGCUGUUUUUUUCAUGCUGAAAGAUUACAUGUCUCUGUAUGUGUUUAAAAAAAACAAACAUUCAGACUCUUUUUUGGGAUGAACUGAAAAAUGCAUUGUGGGAAGUUGUCGUUCUGGGAGAUGCAAGGUUUUUACCUGACAACAGAGACAUGCAAGCACGAAUCCAAAUGUGUGUACACACUAGGGCUGCAACUAAUGAUUAGUUCCAUUAUCAAUUAGAUUAUUAUUGAUAUGAAUAUGUUUGAUGAUUAUUAUUUUUACUACUAAGUGAUUAAUCGUUUAGUCUGAAAAAUGUCAGAAAAGUAGUCACAUUUUGGUGACAAGGUGACAUCUCAAAUAACUAGUUCUGUCCGCCCAACAGUCCAGUCUGAAGAGAUUCAGUUUACAACGAUAGAAAGCGAAGAAAAGCAACAAAUUCUCACAUUUUGAGAAGCAGGAAACUGUGAAUAUUUUGCAAAAUGACUGAAAAUUGUUGACAAUGAGUUUCUGACGACUUGUUGUUUCGGCCCUAGUGCACACAAGUAUACACAGACACACUCUCCCUCCCUCCCUCCCUCCCUCACACACACACACACACACACACACACACACACACACACACACACACACACACACACACACACACACACACACACACACACUUUUGAUAAUAGCUGUAUGUGUAAUGGAUCCACUGUGGUUAAAAUCUAAGCCACAAUGGCUGCGACUGCUGACCUGUAUGUGUAGCAGGAGCUUUUGGAUUGAUGAGUCAUCUUCUAUGAUUGUGCAGUAGAUGUUGAAAAUAAUUCCACAAAGGCUUGAUUGGCUGAAAAUUGCAACAUUUUCCCUCCUAAAUUCCUGUGACAUCUCACUUUUGUUUUCUGCUGUUGGAUUUUUAUUUUUUUUAUUUUGGAGUUGCUCAUUUUCUGCAUGUUUUACUUGAAUGGCUGCCACGUUUUGACCUCAUAAGCUUGAUCUCUUCAUUAACUGCCUUGUCUUUCUUGCGGUGGGUGUUAUUGUUUCAAGGUAGCUGGCUUACAAUUUGAGUUCCUCUUGCAAUGUAGUAGGUUUUGCUAUUUAUAUGUUGUUUAUUUGUUACCAAAUAUGUGCUGGUUUUCAUCACACCCUCUGUGUCUCUUGGGAUGAUUUCUAGUAGAGCGAGCUCUACCUCUCCUCACUUCUAAUCCCACUGCAAAUCGUUCAGUCAUCGGUAGUUUUAAUUUUCUAACAAAUACAUCAGAAUUUAAAUGGACAAGCAGUGUGUAAAAAAAAAAAAAAACAGCCUCGACAUGGCUUUUAUGUGUAGUUUUUUAUCAUUAACUAUAUAUACAUGUCUUCUAAAAAUCACAGAAUCAGAAUUUUCUAGGAGAAAAUUGAAGAAAACAUGAAAAGAAGUAGUUGUUUUUUUUACAAAACCUGAAAAGAAAAUUCUGACAUUGAAUCACUAUGAGCAGGUUAUUGUCAGUUGUAGUGUAGCUGUAAUGUACAAACUGUCAUGGUAUGUUAUUCCCUUAUGUGAGCCUAACACAGGCCUAAUAGAUUUAAACAUGUUGUAUUUUUGUAUUACAGUAAUUUGCUAUCUGUUUACAUUUGGUAUGAUUUGAGAAACAUCUUAAUGUGUGUUUUAUAAGUCUCUGAUUUGAUUAAGAUCCCUUCCUUGUGCCUCUUUUAUAAGUAGAGCAUUGAUGUGCUUGAGUACAUGGGUCUGUGCUAUUGGUAGUUGUUUCUGGGUGUUUGUUUAUUGUUACUUAAUUAAAGAUAGACUGCCAUGUAGAUCCACUUUGUCUGAACAUUGCAACUGGAAGCAACAUACUGUGAUAGUGGCUGAUACUCUGAGACAAGCGUGUACUUUUUUUCAUCACAAUUGCUUGGAACUUGCAUCAAAUUGUUCCCUUCGAAGUGACAAUGGACUGAGAUCUUUGGAUGAAAACGGUGUGUAUAGCAAAUCUUGGCGUCUGUGGGCAUUACCAAUGCCUUCUUAAGUAGCCAACAACACUCAGUGCCAUGAAAACACACAUUCACUGUAUCUAUUCUACAUGAACAUGCACUAUAAAUGGAUUUCCUUAGUGGACCAAAAGAAACGGAGCACUUUUGUUUGAAAAGGGUUUUUUCUUUGAUCUUUCUAUGUUGUAAUAAUGCAGAUGUCCUUUUAUUUGAUGUGUCCUAGAAGGAUGUGAUUAGCAUUGUUUAGAUUAUGUCAAUGUCUGUCUACCUCAGGGCCAGAUCAAAGCUCGACCUGGUAUCCAAUCAGGGUUGUUCUUCUUGCCAUGUGUGCAGUAAAAUCCCUCUUCAUUACAGCUUUGUAACACAGUGUGUGGAAGUGUUUUCUCAGUGUGGAUUCAGGCACAACUCUGUAUGCGUCAGUGUUCAGUGGCAUGGUUAAAAAAAGAAUAAAACAAUUUACUAUUUUA
Molecule: messenger RNA, 4613 nt
Organism: Perca fluviatilis (European perch)
Lineage: Eukaryota; Metazoa; Chordata; Actinopteri; Perciformes; Percidae
Gene: zbtb16b
Product: zinc finger and BTB domain containing 16b
Exons: 7
Coding region: 226-2157 (643 amino acids)
Biological process (GO): negative regulation of transcription by RNA polymerase II; regulation of immune system process; regulation of cytokine production
Molecular function (GO): protein binding
Source: RefSeq, a predicted model, not a curated record